Messenger RNA from Cladophialophora yegresii CBS 114405, 1206 nucleotides. RefSeq lists its product as uncharacterized. The record is from RefSeq and is a predicted model, not a curated record. Gene Ontology annotation, molecular function: DNA-binding transcription activator activity, RNA polymerase II-specific; zinc ion binding. Gene Ontology annotation, biological process: regulation of transcription by RNA polymerase II. NCBI's taxonomy places the organism in Eukaryota, Fungi, Ascomycota, Eurotiomycetes, Chaetothyriales, Herpotrichiellaceae. The transcript is spliced from 2 exons. The coding region runs from base 1 to 1206 and encodes 401 amino acids.
AUGCCACGGCGACCUCAUAGAAAGUCACGUUCAGGCUGUCUCCGUUGCAAGAAGCGACACAUCAAGGCAAGUUACGGGCACGAGCAUUUUUGCGAUGAGAGACGUCCCCGAUGCGUCAACUGCCAGACGGCUGGGCUAGACUGCGCGUUCGCGCCAAAUACAUCUGCGCCUACCACCCCAUCCGUGGAGACAGAAACCGCAGGGCCUAGCAUUUCGGAGACUUCAACACCAGGCCAGCAACGGCAAGGUCAUGGACAGUUCAAUGUGACACCCACAUUUUCUCCCUCAGAGACAUCAGAUGCUGUUCUGAACAUGAAACACCUUGAAUUAUUGCAUCAAUUCGUCACCUCCACGUACAGGACCUUCAACGAUAACAACGAGGUUGGAGAGGUCUGGAGAACGUCGGUUGUGCGCAUGGCUCUUGGGCACCCAUACCUUAUGUACGAGCUCCUUGCAAUCUCGGCUCUGCACCUCGCUUACUGCCGGCCCGAAUCCUCUCCAUGGUAUUACACCACAUCCACGGAGCUGCAGACUCAAGCCCUCAAUUCUUUCAACAGCAUUCAACGGGAGGUCGACGCCUCGAAUUGCGGCCCAGUCCUCAUGUUCACAUCGCUUCUUGCGGUUCAUGUGCUUGCGGACCCCUCGCGCACGGUGGGACUGGGCAUGAACCAGUAUCUUGACCACGUUAUCCAUUGUAUUAUGCUCAUGCGCAACGUCCAAAAGCUGGUCAUUCAAGACUGGUACGAAGAUCUCAAAAACUCCGAGCUAGGGCCUAUCUUUGGGGUUACGCAGCCUGAAAAGCCAUACCAGAUACCCCGGCAAUGUCUCGACUUGGCCAAGCUAACCGAGAGCUCGGACUUAGGAGAGCAAGCCAAGGAAACAUAUAACUCAGCGAUCGACCGCCUGCACUGGCUCUACGCUGUUUCAAACGUGCCCAAUGAAACCUAUAACACCGUGCGAUGGCUCCUUGCGUGGCCGAUCCAGCUCAACGGGGAUUAUCAGGACAAAUUAAACCAGCGACGGCCUGAGGCUCUCGUCAUCCUUGCAUACUUUGCCGUCAUGCUCAGAUUCUACAAGGAUUGUUGGGUGGUAGGAGACUCUGGAAAGUUCCUGAUUGAAUCGAUAUCCGCACAUCUUGGUCCUCACUGGGGGGAAUGGAUGGAAUGGCCGUUGUCAUUCCUCGCCGACGCAGGUGAUACAGGCUGA